GCUUCAGGGAAUUGACAUAUUUUACGCAAUUCUACCUUUUGUCUCACGAUAACCACUGAAAACAAACACAAAAUGCCGACAGAAUUGGAAGAGCUCGUGGGCUUCAUCGCUCAUCCCAAUGCGAAUCUCAGAAAGGUUGCCAUCGAGAACCUCGUUGGCUACUCACAGGCGGACCCGUCAAUUUUCAAGACAGAGAACUUGACGCCCGUAAAGCACCUCAAGUUCCUAGUCAGAGAUCACCCUAAAAUUGCGGAACAUGCGUUGACAAUCCUCGUCAACCUCACUGCCGAGAAAGAUGUUCUUGAAAACGUGGCGACAGACCAGAAGUUUAUUGAUAUUCUGCUGGACUUGGUAGUAAAACCCGAUGAGGCAAAUGCCAACCUGAUGGCAAUGCUUCUUGCCAACUUGGCAAAGUUCGACGGUCUCAACACUAUCGUGACCAAGAAGCAAACACCACCAGCGGAGCUCAAGUCCAACGACUUGGUUCUCAACCAGCUGGUCGACCUCUUCGUCAAGGAAAAGGGUGCCUAUAACAAGGAUGCUGACUACGACUAUCUCGCCUACCUCUUUGCAGAUCUCACCAAGCACGCUGAAGUACGCCGGCACUUUGUUACUCGGCAAGACUACGACGAAGUCAUCCCCAUCACCAAGCUCAAGGUCUUUACCGAGCACCAGUCCGAGAUCCGCAGAAAAGGUGUCGCCAGCACAAUCAAGAACGUCGCAUUCGAGAUCCAGUUCCACUCCACCUUCAUGGACGAUGACGAGGUCGACAUCCUGCCGUACAUCCUCCUUCCCAUCACCGGUAACGAAGAGUACGACGAGGACGACACCGUGGACAUGCUGCCCGACCUGCAGCUCCUCCCCCCCGACAAGAAGCGCGACUCGGACCCCAAGAUCAUCCAGACGCACAUUGAGACGCUUCUGCUCUUCACCACGACGAGAGGAGGCCGCGAUUUGCUAAGGCGGGUUAGCGUGUACCCCAUCAUCCGCGAAAACCACUCCCGCGUCAACGACGAGGGCGUCAAGGAUGCCUGCGAUCGUCUGGUGCAAGUGCUGAUGAGAGAUGAGGAGCCGGAGGAGGGCGAGGGUGAGGCAGAAUCCAAGCCCAAGGAGCUUACCAACGGCUCAAAUGUCGAGGAGGUCGACGAUGACGACGAUGACGACGACGACAAUGAGAUUGUUGAGGUCUAGACGGGUAGCAUCGUGAUAAGGUUUGCAUUGUUUCUUUUGGUCAUGGCUUACGUAGAAGGGGCGGAUACCCAGGUCCAAAAAGUUGGUUAUUUUUCAUCUUGGGAAACUUCGAGCCAGGAGCGAGUGACAUGCGUGAGGAAGGCACCGAACCCAGAGGGUAUAUAAAUCAUCUCUCCGUUCGUCUUCCUAAAUUUCUUGGACAUUUGGCUCGUCUGUCUGUGCUAUCUGGAUGCAGCGC
Colletotrichum phormii is the source of this 1429-nucleotide messenger RNA. RefSeq lists its product as uncharacterized. The transcript is spliced from 4 exons. The record is from RefSeq and is a predicted model, not a curated record. The coding region runs from base 73 to 1191 and encodes 372 amino acids. NCBI's taxonomy places the organism in Eukaryota, Fungi, Ascomycota, Sordariomycetes, Glomerellales, Glomerellaceae.